Pieris brassicae (large cabbage white) is the source of this 4331-nucleotide messenger RNA. It is a transcript of the gene nvd, whose product is annotated as cholesterol 7-desaturase nvd. Gene Ontology annotation, cellular component: chloroplast. Lineage: Eukaryota; Metazoa; Arthropoda; Insecta; Lepidoptera; Pieridae. The transcript has 9 exons. Gene Ontology annotation, biological process: chlorophyll biosynthetic process; cholesterol metabolic process. Bases 630 to 2132 code for a protein of 500 amino acids. The record is from RefSeq and is a predicted model, not a curated record. Gene Ontology annotation, molecular function: chlorophyllide a oxygenase activity; 2 iron, 2 sulfur cluster binding.
CCAACGCUGAUAAAGAAGUUUCACUUCAAUAAUAAAUAAUAAAGUUGGCAAAACGAAUACUUCGGAAUGACAAGAAUUCGUUAAACCGGUGAAACUGUUUCAGGGGAGACUGUUUAAAAAUACUGUGACACGAGAAGGUUUUUACCUUUCUAGAAAAGAGAUUUGGAACACGUAUAUUAUUUUAAAAACUAUUUUAAUAAUCUAAACUAAAACUUUCGAUUUUGCACCAUUUCACAUAUUUUUUCAUGUUCAUUAUAAAUUACAAUAUGGAAUGGGGUGUUAAAGAUAAUAGGAUUGCAGUGAUCGCCUUCCACAAAGUGGGUUUGGAGCCGCCGGACAUAUUUCAGACACUUCAAAAGCUUGCUAUCAGCCGUAUGCUUGUAUAUCAACUACUAUCGUACUAUCAACAGAUAGCACAAUCUGUCCUCCGUCUCCGUCCUGCGUCCGGGCUGAAAGAACUACAAAGGCUGUUAAUGAUGUUAAAGCCAGUUGGCCAUUAGGAAGCAAAAAGUAUUAUUGCCAGAAAUGAAGAUUCACGCUAGGGCUCACGUGUAACUUGUAAAACAAGACCCGAAGCUCAGUGCUGAUCGUCGAUAUACAGGACAUGCCUUUUCAAUUAAAGAGAGUGGAUGAAAAGCACAGAAUCCUCGUUACGGAUAAAACAUUUUCACGGUAGAAAACACUGUAAGCAAAAUGAGAAAGUUUACGCUUACAGUUCUAAAGUUAUCAUCCUGCAAAAGCAAAAGGCAGCCACUUCACUUCUUUUGCAGAAACUAAUAAAUAUAUUCAAAAUGGCAGACACCCAUGAAAUUCAAAUAGAGAACGCGCAAUGUCAAAUUCAUAAAUGGAACUCGGAGGAAGUGUUUUUAUUUUUAAUAAAUCUGACUUGCAGAUUAGGAUUUGCGCUUUUCGAUAUAAUCUAUAAACAUUCGAACGUUAUUCUGUUGUGUAUCAUUCUGCUUGCUGUUGUCUACGGAUUAUAUAAAUCUUAUUGGAGUCCUCUUUUACUAAUAAGGGAGCUGACACACACAGGUUUCGAUCACAUUCCAUACAUCAAAGGCCGGGAUCGAGUCCUCCACAUAGCGAGGUCCCAAAGGAAUCGACAAGUGGGUGAAAAAGUUCCACCUCCAUAUCCCAACGGAUGGUUUGCGCUGGCUGAAAGCAGAGAUUUGACAGUGGGAAAGGUUCUACCCGUUGACGCUUUAGGUGAAAACUUUUGCCUUUACCGAGGUGAGGAUAGUGUCGCCAGGAUAGUCGAUGCAUAUUGUCCCCAUUUGGGAGCAAAUUUGGGAGUCGAAGGGUCAGUGAAGGGCAACUGUAUAGAAUGCCCCUUCCACCAUUGGAGGUUCGGUGAAAAUGGGGCAUGUACUUACAUACCUGAUGUUAAGAAUAUACCGAAAGGGAUUUCAAUAAAGAAAUGGGAUUGCAUGGAGAUGGACGGGGCUGUAUGGGUCUGGUAUGACGCUGAAGGGAGAUCGCCAAUGUGGACGGUCCCGCCUCUGCCGGAGCUUUCUCUAUGGGGGUAUCGGGGCAGGAAUGAGUUCCUCAUUAGUUCUCAUAUACGAGAUAUACCAGAAAACGCAGCAGACGCCGCCCAUCUCAAUUGCAUUCAUCAAUUAUCUUUUAUGACGAAUAUUGGAAAGCACCUGCCAUUUUUAAACAACAUAAUAGGUCACCAUAUAUGGGAAACUGACUGGACGAAAACAGACGAGUCACACAUCGCACAAAUGAGCAUCGACCAGAAUUAUAUGAUUUUAAAAUGCAACGCGUUCCCCUUCGACCUUCGUGUUAAGCAGAUCGGACCAGCACACGUCCGUCUCCACUUCAACUGCAUAUUUGGUGAGGCAUACGUCAUUCAAUCAGUCACUCCCGUAGGACCGAUGUUACAGAAAGUUGUUCAUCGGAUCUACUCGCCCACAUAUAAUGCCAUCUUUGGAGCGAUCUUAGUACUCGCGGAAGCUUAUCAGUUCGAGCGUGACGUUGUCGUAUGGAACAACAAGACGCACGUGAGUUCCCCACCUUACGUCAAAGCUGACAAGUCGAUUCGCGCUUUCCGCGAUUGGUUCGCGCAGUUCUACUCCGAGAAGAGUGUCAGUAUGCGUGACGCUAUGCAAAAUCCAUUGGACUGGUAGAGAUUUAUUAACGAAAACAUUAGCUUGUUUAUACCAUAGGAGUUUGUGAAAAUGUCCUUAUAAAGAAGUUGUACCGUCUAAUACCAUGACCGUGCUAGGACCGUGUUAGAACUGUGUAAUAACCAUGCUGUGACCUUAUAGGAACGUAACAUUGUAUCGACUAGAACGACUCCAGUCUUCUGUCCCUAUCAGCAAUGGCACCAUGCUCAAAAAUUGAGUUCGAGAAUAUUUAUUAUUAAUUUUAUUUAUUUGCCGGUGCUGAUCUGUGCAUGGCAUGCAACGCUGUGCUAUGGACCACUAAAACCGGUACACAAUGUAAUAUGCAAUAGAAUCGUUCCAGGAGUAUAAUAGUCUGACACACUUUUAUAGCACGCUCUUGGUAUGAGGCGCACUCAUUACAAGGAAUUCCAUUAUUGUAUUGUAUUUCUGUUAUGUCACAAAUUCUUUAAAAAUCUGUUUUUUUGUGCCAUCGAUAUUCAAAUUUUCCCCUAAAUCUCUUUAUUGGUCUGCCCUUGUUCCUUUCUUUUGGACCAGACUAUUCGUUUACGGUUUAAGAGCAUCUGUCAUCUCCGUGCCCUGCCCAUUUCCAUUCAAGUUGUAGAGAAUUCACCAUUAUCCUCUCAUAAUUAGAAUUGUCAUUUGUAAAGUUCUUAGAAUAAUAUUUUACCGUUCUAACUAAAGUACUCUAUCUCUUUACACCGUAAACACAAUUUGACAGAAAGAGACUAAAGAGUGCACACGUCUUUUCAUCUCACUCUUGAUCAGAAUGCACUAAAAGCGGCAGUUGGUCUUGGCUGCGCCAAUUGCAACUCGGGAGAUUUACCCCCAAAUUUAGGCAGAAUCAAGAUGUCCAAGGGUGCUUUAGGCAGUACGUUAUUCUAGAAUUUCGAGAAUGUUAGGGGUUUUAAACGAUAUUUAAGGAUAUUUUAAGUUGGUCUUAGGGAACAUUCUGUACUAGGCAUCACUGGGUUUGACAUCUGUGCGUACAGAGCAGACCGAGGCUUAUGGCACGCGAUUGUCGUUUUCAUACUUUUCUGCAAAAAUUUUAAGAUGUGAAGAUUACGAGCUUCACACACAAUUUAUUUUUUUGUAUAACAGGACAAACGUUCUUCUGAGGCUUACCUGAUAUUAAGUGAAACCUUCGCCGAUAGACACUCACAUUGCCAGAGGACUCGCAAGUACGAUGCCGGCCUUUUAUUAUUUAGUAUGCUCUAUUCUUGAAGGACCCUAAGUCGAAUUGGUUCGAAAAUAUUUCAGUGGGCAGCAGGUUCCAUAUAGUGGUGGUGCGUACCAACUCUUAAAACACCGUCAACGCAAUCGCGAGCCCUCUGACAUUAGAAUUGUCCAUGGACUGCGAUAUCACUCAACAUCUGGUGAGUCCCCUGCCGACUUGCCGUCGAAAAAUCGUUUAUAUCGCGUCCCUCAUCUUUUAAAACACAUUUUUAACAUCAUCAAUGCUUUUAAAACCCCUCGUAUAUUUCGCCAUCGUAAUCAAUUUGGUUCUUUUUGCGUCCAAAUACGUAAACCCAUUGUUACGAGGUCCUUGACAACUCCAUCCCACCAACGCAGACUCGGUCUUUCUGGUUUUUUCUUGCCAGGUUAUGAGAUCAGAAAGGAAUGUUGGGUUCUGUAAUCCGCCAUUCGGUGUACAUGCCCCAGCCACUUGAUCCUCAUGACUUGGACGAUGUUAGCAAGGAUUAUAAAUUCAAUAUAUUUAUAAGGUCAGAAACCUUGGACAUGAUUGCAAUCAUUUGUCAAGGCCAUGGCUAACUUGGUUAAUCUGACAGGUUUAUUAAGAAUGUGUUUAACAUUGUAUUGAUGAGGGCAAUUUGAACCAUAGGAGAGAGAAAAAGAGCAAGGAUACGAAAACGAAAUUUAGCGCUAAACGACGUACGAGGUAGUUGUAGGUCAAAAAUGUAUUUAAUUUUACCAUACGGAAUUCAAAGUACCCGUCAGGUUUCAACAGGCGUGACCCACUAACGCCAAACGUAUUUGUAUGGAAAUGCUCACGAGACAAAGUCUAUAAUACUCACACAAAUUCCAUUGGCGGUGGGUCACGCCUGUCCUAUAAUCAUUAAAUGAUUUUGUCUCAAGCCCCAAGAGGUGAAUUUGCUAAAAAAAACAAAAUCAUUCAUUCAUAUAGGUAACACAAUGUACACUUAUGAACGUCAAAAAAAUACAUGUAUAUGAAAUGCUUCU